AUGGCAAUAGCAAUGGGGGUCAUGAGUUUGCUAUGCUCAUUUCUAGCCGUCCUGACUACCACCAUGGUGACCGCUAGCGACAAGGCCGCGUUGCUUGCUUUCAAAGCGCAGGUUAGCAGUGGUGACUGGCUGGCCUCGUGGAACAGCAGCGUUGGCUUCUGCAACUGGGAAGGCGUGACUUGCAGCCAUCGGAGGAGACCUGAGAGAGUGGUGGAGCUGAGAGUGGACAUCAAGACGCUUGCUGGAGUGCUCUCCCCGGCCAUCGGAAACCUCACAUUCCUGCGAACGCUCAAUCUGAGCUUCAACUCGCUACACGGGGAGAUUCCGGCGAGCAUCGGCCGCCUUCACCGCUUGCAGAGGCUCGAUUUGGGCCACAACUCCUUCUCCGGUACAUUCCCUAUGAACCUGACCUCCUGCAUCAGCAUGACCGUAAUGGCACUGCCCAACAACAAGCUUGGCGGGCACAUCCCGGCUGACCUCGGCAAGAAGCUCACGUCCCUGGCAGUGAUCUCACUGAGAGACAACCACUUCACAGGGUUCAUCCCGACAUCUCUGGCCAACCUGUCCCAUCUACAAUACCUCGAUCUCACCACUAAUCAGCUUGUGGGCUCAAUCCCACCAGGGCUCGGAAGAUUCCAGCGCAUGCAGUUCUUCAGCCUUGUCGGAAAUAACCUCUCUGGUAUGCUCCCACCUUCUCUCUACAACUGGUCAUCGGUGGAAGUAUUUUCAGUAGGGUUUAAUAUGUUGUACGGAAGCAUUCCGGAUGAUAUUGGCGACAAGUUCCCUAAGUUGGAAUAUCUCGGCUUAAUUCGUAAUCACUUCAGUGGAGCCCUCCCUUCAUCACUGUCCAAUAUGUCUAGUCUCACGAAUCUUAAUAUUGGGCGAAAUAGAUUUAGUGGUUAUGUGCCUUCCACUUUGGGGAGGCUCAUAGCUCUCCAGAGACUGCACUUGGGUGAAAAUGAGCUCAAAGCGAAUGACAACAAGGGGUGGGAAUUCAUCACUUCUUUGGCAAACUGCAGCCAACUGCAGGUAUUGGUACUCGCAAACAAUAAUUUUGGAGGACAACUGCCAGGUUCAAUUGUGAACCUCUCAAGGACUCUCACAGGGUUAUACUUAAUGGAUAAUAGGAUCUAUGGAAGUAUCCCUGCAGAUAUUGGAAAUCUGAUUAGUCUGGAAAUACUUGGAAUAGCAAAUACUUCCAUUUACGGAGUGAUUCCAGAGAGCAUCGGUAAGCUAGAGAACUUGAUCGAGCUAUCCGUGUACAAUAAUAGCUUGUCUGGCCUCAUACCAUCAUCUCUAGGGAACCUUUCGCAGUUGACUAGGCUUGUUGCAGACCAUGGCAACUUGGAGGGGACCAUUCCAGCAAGCCUGGGGAAGUUGAAAAACCUAUUCUUACUUGAUUUGUCAGCUAACUACAGACUCAACGGUUCAAUACCCAUAGAGAUUUUCAAAUUACCUAGCCUUUCUUGGUAUUUGGACCUGUCAUACAAUUCCCUUUCUGGACCCCUUCCUAAUGAAGUUGGUAGUUUGGCAAAUCUUAACCACCUGGCUCUAUCAGGAAACCAGUUGUCUGGCAAGAUACCCGAUAGUAUUAAGAAUUGCAUAGUGUUGGAAAGGCUAUCAUUAGACAACAAUUCAUUUGAAGGAAGCAUACCUCGGUUGCUAGCAAAUAUAAAGGGGCUCAGAGUAUUGAAUCUGACCAUGAAUAAGUUAUCUGGUAAUAUUCCUGAUGCCAUGGGCAAUAUUGGAAACCUGCAGGAACUAUACCUAGCACAUAACCACUUGUCAGGGCCAAUCCCACUAGUUCUACAGAAUUUGACAUCGUUGUUUGAAUUGGAUGUAUCCUUCAACAAUUUGCAAGGUGAGGUGCCAAAUGAAGGUGUUUUCAGAAAUAUCACUUACUUGGCAGUUGUUGGGAAUGCAAAUUUGUGUGGCGGUACACCUCAACUUCAUUUGGCUCCAUGCUCCACAAGGCACUUAAGCAAGAACAAAAGAAAGAUAAAGAUGCCAAAGUCUAUUGUAAUUUCUCUAGCGACAGCUGGAGCAAUCUUGUUCUCACUUUUGGUUAUUUUUCUUGUUUGGAUACUUUGCAAGAAGCUCAAACCAAGACAAAAGACAUUAGCACAACAUUCAAUUGUUGAUGACCAUUACAAGAGAAUCCCCUAUCAUGCAUUAUUGAGAGGAACUAACGAGUUUUCAGAAGCCAACUUGCUUGGGAGAGGAAGUUAUGGUGCAGUUUAUAAGUGUGUUUUGGACACUGAAGAAAGAACAUUGGCUGUCAAGGUGUUCAAUCUGGGUCAAUCAAGAUAUUCCAAGAGUUUUGAGGCUGAGUGUGAGACUAUGAGAAGGAUACGACACCGUUGUCUCAUUAAGAUCAUUACUUCUUGUUCGAGCGUUAACCACCAAGGUCAAGAGUUUAAGGCAUUGGUUUUUGAGUUCAUGCCCAAUGGUAACUUGGAUGGCUGGCUUCAUCCAAAAUCUCAAGAAGCCACUACAAACAACACUUUCAGCCUUGCCCAGAGGCUUGAUAUUGCUGUUGAUAUUGUGGACGCAGUAGAAUAUUUGCACAACUACUGUCAGCCAUUGGUAAUCCACUGUGAUCUUAAGCCAAGCAACAUUCUUCUUGCUGAAGACCUGAGCGCCCGAGUUGGAGACUUUGGCAUAUCAAGGAUCCUUCAAGAAAAUACAAGCGAAGGGAUGCAGACUUCAUAUGGCUCAACUGGACUUAGAGGUUCCAUAGGCUAUGUUGCUCCAGAGUAUGGGGAAGGCUCUGCUGUCUCAACCGCUGGUGAUAUUUAUAGUCUUGGCAUACUACUGCUUGAGAUGUUUACGGGAAGAAGCCCAACAGAAGGCACGUUCGGAGAUUCAUUGGGUCUGCAUAAGUUUGUCGAGGAUGCUCUUCCAGAUAGAACCUUGGAGAUAGCUGACCCGACAAUGUGGUUGCACAGCGGAGAACACAAUAACACUAUAAGCAUUAGAAUUCAGGAAUUAUUGGUUUCAGUCUUGAGGCUUGGCAUAUCCUGCUCAAAGCAACAUCCUCGUGACCGAGCACUGACAAGAGAUGCAACAACGGAGAUGCACGCAAUUAGAGAUGCAUACCUCAAGUUCAUAGGGGAGCAUGGAGCAGAACGAGAAGCCUCGACUCAAGAAAUUCAGAGCAGCGUUGCAUAA
Messenger RNA from Triticum dicoccoides, 3171 nucleotides. RefSeq names its product probable LRR receptor-like serine/threonine-protein kinase At3g47570. The transcript has 3 exons. Gene Ontology annotation, biological process: protein phosphorylation. The coding region runs from base 1 to 3171 and encodes 1056 amino acids. Gene Ontology annotation, molecular function: ATP binding; protein binding; protein kinase activity. NCBI's taxonomy places the organism in Eukaryota, Viridiplantae, Streptophyta, Magnoliopsida, Poales, Poaceae. The record is from RefSeq and is a predicted model, not a curated record.